AUGUUAAAAAGUUUAAAUUUUAUAAAUAGAGUAACAGUAUCUUCAUUAUCAAAAACUCGUAACUUCACAUCACAAGUUAAUAAAGAAACAUGGGAUAAAUAUGUUGCAAGCAAUAAAAAACCAGUUGUUGUUGAUUUCUUUGCUACAUGGUGUCCACCUUGUAAACAACUUGAACCAGUAUUAGUAAAAGCAGUAGAAGAUUAUGGAAAAUGUGAUUUAUAUAAAUAUGACAUAUCUGAAGAAGAAGGAUUUCACGAAAAAUUUGGAAUUCAAUCAAUUCCACAUGUUAUUGGUUUUCAUAAUAACAAAAUAGUUUUCGAAUUCAAAGGUGCCAUUCCAGCAUCCCAAGUUAAAAAACAUUUGGAAAAAUUUGAUGAACAUUUAGGCGAAAAAUAA
Molecule: messenger RNA, 396 nt
Organism: Dictyostelium discoideum AX4
Lineage: Eukaryota; Evosea; Eumycetozoa; Dictyosteliales; Dictyosteliaceae
Product: thioredoxin domain-containing protein
Exons: 2
Coding region: 1-396 (131 amino acids)
Biological process (GO): cell redox homeostasis
Source: RefSeq, a predicted model, not a curated record